AUGCAGGUACCGGACACGGUGCAGGUGCCUAUCACGAAUAGUCAAGAGCCUUUCUCGCUAAUAUCGACAUCGAUUUGCCAUGAAGAUGUAAUGCGAUUGACAUAUGCGAUGACAAUUUACGUUCGUCAAAGUUUAGGGUCAUUCACCAUCGCGUAUACAGCUGCCUGCACGAUAACAGAAGUCGCCCAACGUAAAGCUAGGGGACAUCAAUGUACCAUAGCUAAUCGUGCGUAUCGUAUGGUUAAUUUCAAAUUAUAG
Molecule: messenger RNA, 258 nt
Organism: Plasmopara halstedii
Lineage: Eukaryota; Oomycota; Peronosporomycetes; Peronosporales; Peronosporaceae
Exons: 5
Coding region: 1-258 (85 amino acids)
Source: RefSeq, a predicted model, not a curated record